AGAAGAAGAAGAACCCGGAAGUGACGUCGGGCUGUGAUCGUUAAUGGAGACAGAACUGCGCAGUUGUUCUGUUUAGCGUUUCAGGCUCCGACCCGAACCCGACCAUGGACCCGAACACGACCAUCCUGCGGGUGAAGAGGAAGCGCGGCACCGACCCGGCCGACGCGCUGCUGCUGCUGGCCUGCAAGCGGAUCCGGCCCGAGGACCAGAACCAGAACCAGAGCCAGAACCAGAGCCAGAGCCCCGGGGACCCGGGGGAACCGGGACCGGAGCCCGGGGAGGCCCACGUGGAGAGAGAGGUGUUCAAGCUGGUGGCGACGGUGGACACGCAGGACGCGCCGGUGCAGACUCAGGUCCGCCAGGCGCUGGCGCGGCCUCGCUCAGCGCUGGCGCAGCGGGCGUCGGCCGCCAGCACGCAGCGGGUGCUGGGCGACCUGCGCAGCUCCAAGUGGAGCACCCGCCGGGAGGAGCGCUACCGGAUCCUGUCCAGCCACCGCGCCGGCCGGCCCGGGCCGGCCCAGCAGCAGCAGCACCCCCGGCCCGACCCGGAACACGGGGACGGCAAGAAGGAUGCUGGGAAAUCCUGGGACCUGGGGGAGAUCCAGGUGGUGGACCUGGUCCACGAGGAGGUGGAGGACAAGGACAAACCUGCCGGCAAGGCGGCCUCCUUGGACCCGGAGCUGAUCCUGUGCAACAACACCAAGAUGCUGCGUGAGCGUCUGAGCAUCUCCGGCGACGGUGGCGACGCCGGCCGGCAGGACGAGGACUACGUCUACGACCUGUACUACCAGGAAACGGUCACGCCGGGCUGGAUCCAGGACAUCCUGUCCGUCAGGGCCUACGCCGACGAGGGAGAACUGGUUCCUGACCUGGUCGUCCACGAGGAGGAAGUGUACGAAGACGAGGACGAUGAGAACGAAGAGAGGAACUGGAGGAACGAUUAUCCCGACGAGGAGAGCGGCUCGGACAGCGACAAGGAGGAGCGUUACGGAGGUUACUGGGAGGAGGAACACUCGUACAGCCGCCGGAGCUGGCAGCGCUACCAGCAGGACGUGCUGCGGGAGCUGAACGCCAGCGACGAAGACGAGGACGAGGCCGACAAAUCGGACUGAUCCAUUCCUCCCCGAUCACACCGUACUGGCCGUCUGUGUUGUCCAGAGAGACGGAAACAUCCGCCGUCAGAUUCUGGUGUAGUGCCAAAGGGCUUAGACAUCAGCCACGCUGCUCGGCGGUCGGUGCUUCGUCCCGCUGGCCGACACAGACGAGCCGGAGCCUCCGCGGUCCAGUCUGGUUUUAUUUCCUAACUUUGUUGGAGUGAACUGUGUGUGUGUGAUACUGGGUGUGUGUGUGUGUGUUAUGCUGGGUGUGUGUGAUACUGGGUGUGUGUGUGAUGCUGGGUGUGUUAGCCUCGUUGCAUUAGUGUGAGCUGCUCGUUUGCUUCGUGCCGCGUCGUCGGGACGUGUGUUUGCAUCGUUGGUAGAGCGUCUGUGUUCCUGCGUGUUUGUUAGCAUCCUCCAUAACGUGAAAGUGGUGCGUCGUCGUGUCGGGUGUGUCUGGAUUUACUCUCUUUUUCUUUUCUGGAAGUUUAUUUCUUUAAUAUUUGUUGCAUAAGUUUUUGUAAAUAUGUAGAUGUGUAUUAAAGGAUUGAAAAUAA
Molecule: messenger RNA, 1654 nt
Organism: Cololabis saira (Pacific saury)
Lineage: Eukaryota; Metazoa; Chordata; Actinopteri; Beloniformes; Belonidae
Gene: slc7a6os
Product: solute carrier family 7 member 6 opposite strand
Exons: 5
Coding region: 105-1112 (335 amino acids)
Biological process (GO): developmental process
Source: RefSeq, a predicted model, not a curated record